Molecule: messenger RNA, 2276 nt
Organism: Nanorana parkeri
Lineage: Eukaryota; Metazoa; Chordata; Amphibia; Anura; Dicroglossidae
Product: zinc finger protein 271-like
Exons: 5
Coding region: 1-2223 (740 amino acids)
Biological process (GO): negative regulation of transcription by RNA polymerase II
Molecular function (GO): DNA-binding transcription repressor activity, RNA polymerase II-specific
Source: RefSeq, a predicted model, not a curated record
AUGAUAAAUACUAGUCCUUUGUCCCCGGACCUCGGCACGCCUGUUCCAGCUGUUGGCGCCAGCCUAUGUAAGGACAACGGAUGCAGCUGCUGGAAGAUCUUCUGCUGUAUCCUGUGCUCCCUUGUUCCUGUUAUUUUGGACCUGAGCCGGCUUAACUCUCAACUCUUCUUGUCUGCUGUCUGCCUUCUGACCCCCACCUGUCUUGACCAGUGGUGUAUUCUGGUUGUGACCCGGCUCGCCUGCGACUCCCCUCUUGCUGGUUUUGCACCUCAUUGCCUGCUGGUUGCCAACCUGGUCCAUCUGACUCCGCUUCUGUCUUGCUCUGCUACCAUUAGGCCCGCUGAUGACAGUCUCCUUCAGAGGGAUCCAUUCUCAUGUUCAGAGUGUGGAAAAUCUUUCAGUCGUAGAGUACACCUUGUUGUACACCAGAGAAUUCACACAGGUGAAUGUCCUUAUUUAUGUUCAGAGUGCGGGAAAUCUUUCACUAAGAAAGGAGACCUUUUUAGGCACCAGAGAAUUCACACGGGUGAGCGUCCUUAUUCAUGUUCAGAGUGCGGGAAAUCUUUCACUCAGAAAGGACAGCUUGUUAGGCACCAGAGGAUUCACACGGCUGAGCGUCCUCAUUCAUGUUCAGAGUGCGGGAAAUCGUUCACUCGGAAAGGACACCUUGUUAGGCAUCAGAGGAUUCACACGGCUGAGCGUCCUCAUUCAUGUUCAGAGUGCAGGAAAUCUUUCACAGAGAAAAAAGACCUUGUUAUACACCAGAGAAUUCACACGGGUGAGCGUCCUUACUCAUGUUCAGAGUGCGAGAAAUCAUUCAUUCAUGAAGGAGCCCUUGUUAUGCACCAGAGAAUUCACACAGGUGAGCAUCAUUUUUCAUGUUCAGAGUGCGGGAAAUCUUUCAUUUGGAAAGGACAGCUUGUUAGGCAUCAGAGAAUUCACACUGGUGAGCGUCCUAAUUCAUGUUCAGAGUGCGGGAAAUCUUUCACUUGGAAAGGACAGCUUGUUAGGCAUCAGAGAAUUCACACGGGUGAGCAUCCUUAUUCAUGUUCAGAGUGCAUGAAUUCUUUCACAGGUAAAAAAGACCUUGUUAUACACCAGAGAAUUCAUACUGGUGAGCGUCCUUAUUCAUGUUCAGAGUGCGGGAAAUCUUUCACAGAUAAAAAAGCCCUUGUUAUACACCAGAGAAUUCACACAGGUGUGCAUCCUUAUUCAUGUUCAGAGUGCUGCAAAUCUUUCACUCAGAAAGCAAACCUUGUUAGGCACCAGAUAAUUCACACGGGUGAGCGUCUCUAUUCAUGUUCAGAGUGCGGGAAAUCGUUCACUCGGAAAAGUCACCUUGUUAGGCAUCAGAGGAUUCACACGGCUGAGCGUCCUUACUCAUGUUCAGAGUGCGAGAAAUCAUUCAUUCAUGAAGGAGACCUUGUUAACCACCAGAGAACUCACACGGGUGAACGUCCUUAUUCAUGUUCAGAGUGCGGGAAAUCUUUCACUAAGAAUGCAGACCUUGUUGUACACCAGAGAAUUCACACGGGUGAGCGUCCUUAUUCAUGUUCAGAGUGCGGGAAAUCUUUCACUUGGAAAGGACAGCUUGUUAGGCAUCAGAGAAUUCACACUGGUGAGCGUCCUAAUUCAUGUUCAGAGUGCGGGAAAUCUUUCACUUGGAAAGGACAGCUUGUUAGACACCAGAGAAUUCACACGGGUGAACUUCCUUAUUCAUGUUCAGAGUGCGGGAAAUCUUUCACUGAGAAAGGAACCCUUGUUAUACACCAGAGAAUUCACACGGGUGAGCGCCCUUAUUCAUGUUCAGAGUGCGGGAAAUCUUUCACAGAUAAAAGAGCCCUUGUUAUACACCAGAGAAUUCACACAGGUGAGCGUCCUUAUUCAUGUUCAGAGUGCUGCAAAUCUUUCACUCAGAAAGCAAACCUUGUUAGGCACCAGAUAAUUCACACGGGUGAGCGUCUCUAUUCAUGUUCAGAGUGCGGGAAAUCUUUCACUUGGAAAGUGCAGCUUGUUAGGCACCAGAGGAUUCACACGGGUGAGCAUCCUUAUUCAUGUUCAGAGUGCGGGAAAUCUUUCACUCAGAAAGGACAGCUUGUUAGGCAUCAGAGGAUUCACACGUGUGAGCGUCCUCAUUCAUGUUCAGAGUGCGGGAAAUCGUUCACUCGGAAAGGUCACCUUUUUAGGCAUCAGAGGAUUCACACGGCUGAGCGUCCUUACUAAUGUUUAGAGUGCGAGAAAUCAUUCACUCAUAAAGGAGACCUUGUUAGACACCA